Knipowitschia caucasica is the source of this 1356-nucleotide messenger RNA. The record is from the annotation of a GenBank genome assembly. Lineage: Eukaryota; Metazoa; Chordata; Actinopteri; Gobiiformes; Gobiidae.
AUGAAAGUGCGUCCGGCUCGGUUCUGGCAGGACCGGGUCAUGGUCCGAGUGGGGAUGACCCUGUCCCAACUGGUCAGCCUGAACGAGAAAAACGGCGAGAUGACGACCAACGUGUUUAUGAACAUGGCCUGGACUGACUACAGACUGUCGUGGAACCCAAAGGACUACGACGACAUCGACGUGUUGAGGAUCCCGGUCAUGAAAGUGUGGCGCCCCGAUAUCUACCUCAUAAACAAUAACGAUGGACAGUUUGACGUGGCGCUCUAUGUGAACGUUCUGGUCUACAGCGACGGGACGGUCAACUGGCUUCCACCGGCUAUCUACAGAUCCUCCUGCUCCAUCGAGGUGGCAUACUUCCCGUUUGACUGGCAGAACUGCAGCAUGGUGUUCCGCUCCUACACCUACGACGCCUCAGAGGUGGAGCUACAGUACUUCCUGGAUGAGGACGGAAACGAGAUCCAGGAGAUCGUCAUCGAUGAGAAUGCUUUCACCGAGAACGGGGAGUGGAACAUCUGCCACAAACCGUCUCGUAAGAACGUGAAGGAGGAUCUGUACGAGGACAUCACCUUCUACCUCAUCAUCGAGAGGAAGCCGCUCUUCUACAUCAUCAACAUCAUCGUGCCCUGCAUCCUCACCAGCGUCCUGGCCAUCUUCGUCUUCUACCUGCCCCCCGGAGCAGGAGAGAAGAUGACCCUGUCCAUCUCGGUGCUGAUCGCUCUGACCGUCUUCAUGCUGCUGCUCGCUGACCGUGUCCCAGAAACCUCUCUGGCCAUACCCAUCAUCGUCAACUACGUCAUGUUCACCAUGAUCCUGGUCACCUUCUCUGUGAUCCUCAGUGUGGUGGUCCUCAACCUGCACCACCGCACCCCCAGCACUCACAUCAUGCCUGCCUGGGUCCGCACGGCGUUCAUCGACUUCCUGCCGAAGUACAUCGGGAUGGCGAGACCAGAGCAGGAGGAGUCUGAGGAGCAGGGGGAAGAGUCAGGAGAGGCCACGCCCAUCAGGAGCCACAAUGGCCGCUCGCCCGGAGAGUACUGCAUCAGGAAGUUGAACCCGGACCUGGUGCUGCCCUGGAGGGGAGGGUGUGAGGUCCCAGUGCAGUUGCAGAGACAUCCUGAUGGUUAUUGUCUGAUUCUUCCUCCAAACCUGAAGUCUGCGAUCGCCGCCGUCACCUACAUGUCUGAGCAGCUGCAGAAGCAGGACACAGACGACUCGAUGACGGGUGAUUGGCAGUUCAUUGCUCUGGUGGUGGAUCGACUCUUCCUCUGGCUCUUCGUCAUCAUCACUUCUCUGGGCACUCUCGCCAUGUUCCUGGACGCCAGCUUCAACUACACUCCGGACCAGGCCUUCCCAUAG